This is a messenger RNA of Dimorphilus gyrociliatus, 2041 nucleotides long. The record is from the annotation of a GenBank genome assembly. Lineage: Eukaryota; Metazoa; Annelida; Polychaeta; Dinophilidae.
CUUACUCCAGCCUUAAAACUUAUCUUUUACAAAUAUACUACACACGCGCAUUCGCAACAUACAGAGCCCUAGCCUAUCAUAAUCUAGCACCGAGCUAAUUUAGCUUCAGCUAAAGUAAAAUUCUGCUUUUUAUAAUCUUUGGAUAAUGCAAAAAAAAAUCUUGCGUCUAGCAAAAAAUCAACCUUAUAAAUUGUUUAAUAAUUUGGUCCUUUUUAAGAAAAAACAAGAAGCAAUACAUGGGAAAUGAAUCAUUUGUUUUUAUUUCUGGCAAAGCUUUGAUGCCUAAACAUUUUUAUACGGUACUUUGCAAUUUCCCUCUCCCGCCUACCUUCCUACAAAAAAAACCUUAAUUGCAUUUUCUGAGUUACUAGUUUAUAAAUAAGUUUUAUACUAUAUUUAUACAAUGCACCGAGUGAUGAGAAUAUAGUUUUAAGAGAAAUACAUGUUAGAUAGAAAAGACAAUUUCCCCUUUAUACUUCAACUAGUUUGAUUUAAUCUUCUUCCUUAUUGUUUACUCAAUUCUAUACUUUUUAUUUAGGUCGAUCUAACUCAACAAUUGAACCAGACAACAUAGGCUAAAUAGUUAUCGAUUUAGCAAACACUCAUAUAAAUAUUAAGACCCCUGUUUUACAUGAUAAGAAUUAAUUUAUGAAUAAUUUACACAUUUCAUUUAUAAGCAUAAAUAAUUAUUAUGUUUAUAAACACAGCUUAAAAUUUUCAAUACAUCCUGACUACGUGACAAAAUUUUCAAAACUUUAUCAUCUCGUAAAUGUCUAAGACUAAAAAAACAUUGGGCUGUGAAGUUGACAAUGAUGUUAGUUCUAAUUUCUACUAUGGAUUGGAUAAACCUACGCUCCCUCUAAAGAAAUCGGUAUUUCCACUAGAAUUGUCUCGAACCUCUUUCUUAAAACCCAAUUCUGCGAGCGUAUCCUGUGUAGAUGCACUGGAGGUUGAAUUGUGGAAGUGGCUUAACAAUGAACCUAAAGAAGCGGAUUUAAAUUUUCUCAUUGAGUUGAUUGGGAAUGAUUAUAUACAUGAUCAAGAGGCGUCUUUAGAUAUGUAUACAGUAGCAGCUUUCAUUAGUGAUCAUGAGAAUAGGAUUCUAAUGACAAUGGACGAAGAACGUCAGGAGACAUGGACAAUUCCCGAGGAUAAAGUAGAAGAUAGAGAAACUUUAGUACAAGCCAUAAAGAGGAUUGUUCUGGAAUUAACAGGACUUAAAUUUGAACCAGAAACAUUAAUUAGCGUAGAAAAUAAAAAAAGACUCUCCUUAAAGUUCAUAUUCGCUGGCAAAAUAAUUGGUGGUGAAAUAAAAACAAAAAUUAAGGAUAAGAGAGUAAUUGAAUGUUCAAAAUUUUUCGACUUUAAAGAAAUUCAUAUGAGUGUAAAAUUGAAAAGUUUAGAUAUUUUACCAAUUAUGGAAAUUGGUUAUAAAUAUACUGUAAGUGAUAUGAUACCAAGAAAUUCAUUGCCAGUUUUAAACGGAUAUGCUCGAAUAUAUAUCCGUGCGAUAUUCAUUAGGGAUGAUCCAGAACUUAAAGUUCUAUUUUACGAAUCCUGUAAGAAUAAACAGGUCUGUCAUGGACUUCCGGUUGUUGAACUUUAUGCUUCCGAUACUUGUAUAGUUGUUCCUUUAUUGAGAAUACUAUUACUAGCUUUUGGAUUUGUCAGAGAGCCUAAAGUCAAUGGAAUAGUGUCAAUUGAACAUAAUGCUAAUGCUCAUCCAAAGGAGAAAAACGAUGGACUUUGUCUUACAAUUUUAUCUGAGCCAGACCCACUUACGAUAGGUCAAAUAAAAGAGCCUUUUUCAUGGAAAAUAAUUAAAAGCGAAUUUUUAAGGAAUGAAAUAAAGUAUAGGUCUAAAACAUUUGGAUCUGUUCUAUUUUAUAAGAGCUAAUUAACUAAUGAAGAUUUAGCAUUUGAUCUUUCACACCUACUGUAUAAUAAAGUUUAAUAUCGUAUACUUAUGUAAUCUAAUUAUCUUUUUAUUCUAUUAGCCACUGCAUACAUAAAUAUUUGCAAUAUAAAUAAUCAUUAUGGG